AAUAAAAAUCAUCAACAAGGUGCUACACUGAUCAGCGUGAAUAGGCUAUAUCCUGCACAGGCAGGAGUUUUCUAAAGAGAAGAUAUCUCUUUAAAUAGAGUGUCCUGGUGCUGACUAGUGAGUUUUCCUUCCCUCCUAUAUAAGCCCAGCGAUCCCCUCCUGCUGCAGUCACUUCUCCUCCGGCCACCAUGAGUUUCACGGUAGAGCACCACUUGUUCGGUCCAACCUCGUACCGCAAGGCUCGGCCUGCCUCCGUGUCCUCCAGCGGCUUUCACUCCCAGCGCCGCCGCCUCACCUACAGCCAGCCGUCCUCCGUCGACAGCUUUGAGACCUUCAACGGUGACAUGACGCGGAGGAGCGAGAAGGAGAUACUGCAGGCUCUGAACGACCGGUUCGCCGGCUACAUCGACAAGGUGCGGAACCUGGAGAUGCACAACCACAACUUGGAGGCGGAAGCGGCAGCUCUGCGGCAGAGCCAGGCCGGUCGCGCUUCGGUCGGGGAGCACUACGAGCGAGAGCUGGGCGACCUGAGGGGUCUCCUGCAGCAGCUGACCGGGGAGAAGGCCCGCGCCGCUCUUGAGCACGACCACCUGGAGGAGGACAUCCAGCACCUGCGGGUCAGGCUGGAGGAUGAGGCGCGAAACCGGGAGGAGUUGGAGGCUGCCGCGCGCGCCAUGAAAAAGUAUGCUGAGGAGUGCCGUCUGACGCGGCUGGAGCUGGAAAAGAAGCUCCGUUCACUGGAAGAGGAGGACGCAUUCCUGAAGAAGAACCACGAGGAAGAAGUGGCGGAGCUCCUCGCGCAGAUACAGGGCUCGCAGGUGAGCUUCGAUAUGCGAGACACGCUCAAGGCGGACGUCACCGGCGCACUGCGAGAGAUCCGCUCGCAGCUGGACAUUCAAGCAUCCAAGAGCUCAACGCAUGCUGAGGAAUGGUUCAAAGUGCGUAUGGAGCAUCUGUCUGAUGCUGCCAGGUCAAACCAGAAUGCAAUUCGUGGGACCCAGGAGGAGAUCGCCGAUUACCGCCGUCAGCUCCAGAGCCGCACUAUUGAGCUGGAGACUCUUAGAGGAACCAAGGAGUCACUGGAGAGGCAGCGUAUGGAGUGUGAAGACAGACACCACAAUGACCUCAACUCACUACAGGAGACCAUCAAUCAGCUGGACAAUGAGCUGAAAAACACCAAAUGGGAGAUGGCCACCCAGCUGAGAGACUAUCAGGAGCUGCUGAAUGUGAAGAUGGCUCUAGAUAUCGAGAUUGCUGCUUAUAGGAAAUUACUGGAGGGAGAGGAGAAUCGUUUUGUAUCAGGAGGAAGUCCGUACUCCUACCUGGAAGGCAGAUUCUCUGCCCACUUCAAAGUGAAAGGAGAGGAGAUCUCAGACACUGUCAUCGUGGAGGAACAGACAGAUGAAACCCAGGUGACAGAGGUGACAGAGGAGGCCGAUGAGGAGGAAGAGGAGGGAAAGAAAGAAGAAGAGGCAGGAGAGGAGAAAGAGGAAACCAAAGAGGAAGAGGGAGAGGGUGAGGAAGUAGAAGACAAGGAGGAGGAAGGAGAGGGUGAAGAAGAGAAGGAGGAAGAAAAGGGAGAAGGGGAGAAGGAUGAGGAGGGUGAUGAGAAGGGAGAGGAAGAGGAGGCAGGUGAGGAAGAAGAGAAGUCCAAAUCUCCAGAAAAGGCUGCAUCCCCUGCUUCAAAAUCUCCUCAACCUAAAUCCCCUGCUGUCAAAUCACCAGAAUCUAAAUCUCCACAAAAAUCACCAGAAUCUAAAUCUCCACCAGCCAAAUCCCCAAUGCCCAAAUCACCUGCCAAGUCACCUGCAGUCAAAUCCCCUGCAGGAGAUGAGUCAAAGUCACCUGCCCCAAAGUCACCAGUGUCUAAAUCCCCACAGAGCAAAUCCCCUGAAUCGAAAUCUCCUCCUCCCAAGACCCCCGAACCAAAGUCUCCAGAAAAGGAGAAGGCCAAGCCUGCUGCUGCCAAAGACACCCCUAAAGAGGAGAAAAAAGAGGAGAAGCCUCAGCCAGUCAAGGAGGAAAAGGAGAAAGAGCAACCUGUGAAGGAGGAGAAGAAGCAAGAGCCUAAGGAGAAAGAGCCAGAGAAGGCAGAUAAACCUGAUACAAAGAAAGACACCAAGACGGAUGACACUUCCAAACCUGCUGCACCUAGCAAGCCCGCAGAGGACAAACCUGCCUCCAAAACUAAAGAGAGUGCUCCCCCUGCCAAGGAGGAGAAACCCUCUGCUCCUAAACCAGAGAAGGCCGAGCCUGAGGCAAAGCCUGCCCCUAAACCACAGCCUGAGAAAACAGAGGGCAAGAAGGAGGAGAAGAAGCCAGAGGAGAAGUCCGCACCUAAAGCUGAACCCGAGAAAACAGACAGUAAGAAAGAGGAGAAGAAGCCAGAGAAAAAGGAGAGCAGUAAAGAAGAGAGUAAGGAAGUGAGGGAAGAAGGGAAGACAGAAAAAGCAGAGAAAUCUUCUGGCACUGAGUCAAAGGAGAGCAAGGAGGAGAAGGCCAAGAAGUAAGACUGGAUACACUGUGUUUCAGGGCAUGAGGAUAGGAAGAGGUUGAGAUGCCAAAGAACUAUGAGGGAGUAAAGAGCAGGAGAGAGGGGCGGGAUGUGCCCAGCUGUCCAAAGCAAAGCAGGUGAUAGUAUGUAAGCAAUAGUGAUUUCUGUAGCAAAUAAUCCCCUGCUCCUUAAGUAUGGCCAUUACACCCCCCACCCCCAUGCUUCUGAUGUAUGACUGUAGUGAAUGCAGAAUGCUCUAAACUCUUUAUCUGAAUGUGACAACUGCCCUUAAUAAAUAACAAGUGCAUUUAAACUCAAUCCCGCUGACGGGGGCCGCAGAGGCCUGCUGUACCUACACAAGCCUUCAAGGGUAGUGAUGUCAAAACAAUGUCAAGCUAAAGAUUGUGACAGCUAUUGAAUAUAAAAAUGUAUAUUUAAGCAGAUACAAACGUCUAUUAUAUUUACAAAUAGAUGAGUAAGAAAGACUUGAAUUUUGCUUGUUGUGCACCUUAAUGCAGCUUCUCCUGACCGGUGAACUGCAGUGUCUCACUCUUCUGGUCUGCAAUGCUAGGACAACCAUGACUGUGCUAUGUAUAAACUGCUGAGAAUAUGCAAUAUAAAAAAGACAAAUAAAGAACGAAGAA
Messenger RNA from Micropterus dolomieu (smallmouth bass), 3138 nucleotides. RefSeq names its product neurofilament medium polypeptide-like. The transcript has 4 exons. The record is from RefSeq and is a predicted model, not a curated record. The coding region runs from base 189 to 2510 and encodes 773 amino acids. Gene Ontology annotation, molecular function: structural constituent of postsynaptic intermediate filament cytoskeleton. Gene Ontology annotation, cellular component: axon; neurofilament. Lineage: Eukaryota; Metazoa; Chordata; Actinopteri; Centrarchiformes; Centrarchidae. Gene Ontology annotation, biological process: axon development.